AUGGAUAUUGAAGUCACCCAGCACUACAAGUCUUGCGGACUCCAGUACCAGAUCCGAGACUACCCUAAGAAGAAACCGGGCAAAACACUUUCAAGAAUUCCCAAAAGCGUCGGGCUGCUCCGGAGAGGAGGGAAGCGCAGAGCCCUGCAGGUUUGGUUCAGCGCCAGGCUGGACGGGAGCGGCGGGCGGCGCCCCAGGACCUGUGUUCAGUCCCCAGCCAGCGGUGCUGUCUCGCUGAACCAGCAGUCCCUCCCGAGCGCCAGGAUCGCGUCUGGGCCCCGCAUACGUCUCUACUGCAGCCCUCUGAAGGGGCCCGCCUGGCUGUCGCCAGUUCGCAUCCCGGGUGCCUGCCCUCUCCAGGGAGCGUGGGCGCCGCGGCCUGCCUCCCCGGCUCAGAACCAGGCCGGGCGUCCCUUCCCCUCCGGCGUGGGGAAAGCAGGAAAGGGUCGAGAUGCGGGGGAGGGGGUCUGCUCUCUGGGGCCCACGCCGCGAUGCGCCGCCAUAAGCGCUUCCUGCGCCAGCACGCCCUUCUCCCCGCCCCUCUUGCUGCCCGCCGUCGAGGUUCUCCGGGACCUUGGCCAGGAGGCGGCUCCUUCCGCCCCGCCCGCCCGGCUCCACCCCCUCCCGGUCUCCAGGCGACCACAACACGCAGAAGGAACUCUCCUCCUCCCCCCCCCCCAGGGAGCCGCGAAAGGACCUCCGGCGCCGCCAGCAGGCCUCAGGAUGCCUCGCAAGCGCCAGAGGAAGAAGGCGCAGCCAGAUGAGGUGGAGCCCCCUGGCACAGGGACCGGUGCGGAGGAGACCGCGGGUCCCUCGCCGCCGCCGCCGCUGCAGGAGGAGCUGGAGCGCGUCUGCCGGCACCUGGACGGCUUGCGAGGGCGGCGGGCGCAACUGCGGGUGCAGCACGAGUUCUUGGAGCGAGAGGCGCAGGAGCUGCGCGCCCAGAGCCUGGAGUUCAUGGGCUACCUGGCCAAGCGAGCCCAGCGGCGGCAGGGGCUCGCGGUCUCCCUGGGCGAGGAGAGCCAGCGGCGGCUGGGGGAGACCCAGCAGGAGAGCAGGGAGGUCCUGGCCCGCUACCAGGCGCAGGAGGCGGCUUUGCGGGGGCAGCUGCUCGACAAGGAGGCGGAGCUGGGCAGCCUCUGCGCCGAGCUGGACGCGCUGUGCUGGGUUCCAGCGCUGCGGGAGGAGCAGGCGAGCCGCCUCCGGGCGCUGCGGGAGGAGCAGGCGGCGGCCCGGAAGCAGCAAGUGCAGCGCCUGCAGGCGGCCCGCGUAGCCUUCGUGAAGGAGAAGGCGGCCCGCGCGCAAGAGGCGCAGGAGAAGGCGGCGCUCUGGGCGCGGCAGGCGCGCGAAGUGGCCGGCGGGUGCCUGCAGGAGCACAGCCGGGCGGUGCAGCGGCAGAACCGGGCGCUGCGGGAAGAGCUGCUGCAGCUGGUUCAGCGGGCGCGGGAGCUGCAGGCGCACAAGAGCCGGUUGCAGGAACGGCUGCGGCGGCUGCGGCAGCAGCAUGACUACCUGCGCGACUUGGCCCUCCUGCGCCGCGGGCCCGGGGUGGAAGAAGAGGGCCCCGCGGCAGAGGCUGGUUCCCAGGGCCGUCCGGGAAACGCCACGGGCAGAUGCGCUUGCUAGGCAGGGCCGCGCCACCGCCCCACGCUCCUAAGGGCUGCCCCAGCUCUGACCCUCAGCUGUGAGGCUCUGAACUAGCGCACUCCGGAGAGAGAGCAUCACUGCCCAGGUAGGCAGGCAGAGAACAGCCAGAAAUGCCCACUUGGCAAGUUCUUGGCUUUGGCCAGCGACCAUCUCCCGCACCCUUCGGAGGAGCAGGCCUAGGCAGCCUUGAAGGAGGAGGCUGAGAUCCUCCAAGGAGAUGGAGGAGCCUCAAACAGACUGCUGGAGAUUUACCCAGCUCCCAGAGGGCUUGCCAGUGGAAUGGGCUCAUUCCUGAAGAAGGGGUUCAUUGGGAGUGGGCAAGAGCAACUCCUGUUUUGUUCUUCUGCUUAUGUUCCAGAACGAAGGACGAGUUAGGGUCCUCCAGGUGGCUAGGCUUGACUACCUUUACUUGUGAUGCUCUGAGAGGAGACAUCCCUUUGUCUUUGCUCUCUCUCCUGAGCCAUGAAGGCAACUCCCAUUUCUGGGUGAUGUGCCUCCAACUUAGCUAGUUAGUUAGAACUAGGUAUGCCUUUCCU
Molecule: messenger RNA, 2183 nt
Organism: Rhineura floridana
Lineage: Eukaryota; Metazoa; Chordata; Lepidosauria; Squamata; Rhineuridae
Product: leucine zipper putative tumor suppressor 2-like
Exons: 4
Coding region: 1-1626 (541 amino acids)
Source: RefSeq, a predicted model, not a curated record